ACCUUGACGGUCAUCAACAACGUUUUGAGGUUCAAGGUUCGCCCGGUUCAUUUCAAGCUAUUGAAAGUUCCGCAUAGCUACUUGCAGUCUCUGAAUUGAAUCUCUAGCUUCAUUUGACAGGCCUUUUGGUACUAUCAAACCACCUUCUCCGCCAGGGAUCCGAUUGCGGCGCCACAGACCUCAGUCACUCGUCCCGAGUGCCAAUCGCCCAGCUCAUUCCAAAGAGUCGCUUGACACGAAGAUCUUUCGCCAUGGGCCGUCUCGUAACCGUCGCCGCUUGCUCGCUGAGACAAUGGGCGCUCGAUUUUGAGGGUAACACUGAGAGGAUUAUCGACUCAAUCCGUCAAGCGAAAGCUGCCGGAGCAAGACUCCGCGUCGGACCGAGAUAUCAGGCUACUCUUGCAAUGACCACUUCCUGGAGCCGGAUCUUUAUCUUCACUGUAUGGAGAUGUUGGUUCGAAUUCUAUCAGAUGAGGAUUGUCACGGAAUUCUCCUGGAUAUCGGCCUUCCCGUUACCCACCGCAAUGUGAACUACAAUUGUAGGGUGGUGUGUCUCGAUGGCAAGAUCCUCUUCAUCCGCCCUAAGAUGCAUUUGGCCAAUGACGGCAAUUACCGCGAGAUGCGCUACUUCACCCCCUGGCUUCGACAGACAGAGUGGGAAGAGUUUCACCUGCCGAAGAGCUUGCAGAAGCUCCAGGGGGCCACGCAUGUGCCCUUUGGUGAUUGCGUCGUCAGCACACCCGACAGCUGCUUUGGCGCGGAGACCUGUGAGGAGAUGUGGUCCCCUCAGGCACCACAUAUUCCGAUGACCCUGGAUGGCGUUGAAAUUAUCACCAACAGCUCGGCCAGCCAUUUCAGCCUCCAGAAGCUCGAUGUGAGACUUAAGCUCAUUGGAGAAGCCACUCGCAAGUGCGGAGGUGUAUAUGUGUACUCGAACGUCCAAGGUGGCGACGGCGAGAGAUUGUAUUUUGACGGCUGCGCCAUGAUCUUCUGUAACGGAGAGGUGCUCGCGCAAAGCCCUCAGUUUUCACUCAACGAUGUGGACGUCGUCACUGCAACCAUUGAUCUUGAGGAAGUCCGAGCUUAUCGUUCGAGCAUGUCUCGAGCGCUACAGGCAGCGCGAAGCACUCAGAAGUAUCAUAGGAUUCAGACCUCUUUCGAGAUGAGCCCAGAAGAGGAUGAUAUGGACCUCUACCGCCGACCGACCCUGACUCGGGAAGCGAGGUUCCAUUCGGUUGAGGAAGAAGUUGCUCUCUGCGCCGGUUGUUACCUUUGGGAUUACCUGGCCCGGAGCAAGUCCGCAGGAUAUCUUGCUCCUCUUUCAGGCGGCCUGGACUCAUGUGCCACAACUGUGUCUGUCUUCUCGAUGUGUCGGCUCGUCAUCUCUGCGAUCAAAGAUGACAACCAGACAGUCAUCACUACAGUCAAGCGCAUGUUUGGUGACGCUCCCCUACCGAAGACGCCCCAGGAACUGUGCAACCGUGUUCUCCACACGAUCUACAUGGGAAUGUCGAAGCAAAGUUCUCAUGAGACGCGCCAGCGAGCGAAGGAUCUCUCCCAGGCCAUGGGCAGUUAUCACAUCAACCUGGACAUUGACUCUGUGUACCAAGCGCAGAAGGAUCUUGUCAAGACCUCGCUCGGCUUUGACGCGAAAUUUAAGGUGGAAGGUGGAACUGAAUCAGAAAAUUUGAUGCUGCAGAACAUUCAAGCACGCACACGAAUGGUGACUGCCUACGAGUUCGCCCAGAUCCUUCCGACAACACGCAAGCUGGCUGGUGGAGGCGGCCUGCUCGUCCUUGGAAGUGCCAAUGUUGGCGAGGCACUGAGAGGUUACCUCACCAAGUACGAUUGCUCGUCCGCGGACAUCAACCCCAUCGGAUCCAUCGACAAGGCGGACCUAAAACGCUUCAUUGCAUGGGCCCAGGUUCAAUUUGAAAUGCCGUGCCUCGAAGAGUUCCUGACUGCGACGCCCACUGCUGAACUAGAGCCCGUGACCGAAGACUACGUCCAAUCAGACGAAGCGGACAUGGGAAUGUCAUACGCUGAAUUGACCGUUUUUGGCCGUCUCCGUAAAGAGAGGAAGAUGGGACCGCUUUCCAUGUGGCAGCACCUCGUCCAUGUUUGGGGCAAGGACCGAGAGAAGGGUCCCGAGGAUGAGAAUCCCAUGCUUGAGCCCGCAGAAAUUGCGCAGAAGGUCAAAUUCUUCUUCGUGCACUAUGCAAUCACGCGUCACAAGGCUACCACCCUCACACCAGCCUUGCACUGCAAUGACUAUUCGCCCGAUGAUAACCGAUUCGACCUGAGGCCCUUCCUCUAUCCCUCGUUCUGGCAGAGCUGGAGCUUCAAGAGGAUUGAUAAGGAGCUCGCGCGUGUAGAAAAGGCCCGGAAGAAGGGUUGAGCAACCACAAACCAUGGCUAGGAGUAAUAGUGCAAGUUUGAAAUGUAUUUAUGCGCCUUGUAUGCGCCCGGUAUGAAUCCCCUGCUUGUGAGGCGAGGUCUGUUCU
Molecule: messenger RNA, 2504 nt
Organism: Verticillium dahliae VdLs.17
Lineage: Eukaryota; Fungi; Ascomycota; Sordariomycetes; Glomerellales; Plectosphaerellaceae
Product: glutamine-dependent NAD synthetase
Exons: 18
Coding region: 443-2398 (651 amino acids)
Biological process (GO): NAD+ biosynthetic process
Cellular component (GO): cytoplasm
Molecular function (GO): NAD+ synthase (glutamine-hydrolyzing) activity; ATP binding; glutaminase activity
Source: RefSeq, a predicted model, not a curated record